AUGAAUCCUAAACAGCAGACAGUGAAACUAAAUGAUGGCCACUUCAUCCCUGUACUGGGUUUUGGUACCUAUGCACCUCGAGAGGUACCCAAGACUAAGGCUGCAGAAGCCACCAAAAUAGCUAUAGAUGCUGGUUUCCGCCAUAUUGAUUCUGCUUCUAUGUAUCAAAAUGAAGAGGAGGUGGGACUGGCCAUCCGAAGCAAGAUUGCAGAAGGCAUUGUGAAGAGGGAUGAUAUAUUUUACACAACAAAGCUUUGGUGUACUUUUCAUCGUCCAGAACUGGUGCAAUUUUGCUUGGAACAGUCACUGAAGAAACUCCAGUUGCCCUAUGUGGACCUGUACCUUAUUCAUUUCCCAAUGUCUCUGAAGCCAGGAGAGGAUUAUCUUCCAACAGAUGAGAAUGGAAAAACCAUAUUUGACAUAGUGGAUCUCUGUGCCACCUGGGAGGCCAUGGAGAAGUGUAAGGAUGCAGGACUGACCAAGUCCAUCGGGGUGUCCAACUUUAACCGCAGGCAGCUGGAGAAGAUCCUGAACAAGCCAGGGCUCAAGUACAAGCCUGUGUGCAAUCAGGUAGAAUGUCAUCCUUAUCUCAACCAGGCAAAACUUCUGGAUUUCUGCAAGUCAAAAGACAUAGUUCUGGUUGCUUACAGUGCUCUGGGAAGCCACCGAGAAAAACAAUGGGUAGACCAGAAAUCCCCCAUUCUUUUGGAUGAUCCAGUUCUUGGUUCCAUGGCAAAAAAAUACAAGCGAACUCCAGCCCUGAUUGCUCUUCGCUAUCAGCUGCAGCGUGGGGUUGUGGUCCUAGCCAAGAGUUUCACAGAGAAGAGGAUAAAAGAGAACAUACAGGUUUUUGAAUUUCAGUUGACUUCAGAGGACAUGAAAGUCCUUGAUGGCCUAAAUAAAAAUAUCCGAUAUGUAUCUGGUUGCAUCUUUAAGGACCACCCUGAGUUUCCAUUUUCGGAUGAAUAUUAA
Molecule: messenger RNA, 972 nt
Organism: Peromyscus californicus insignis
Lineage: Eukaryota; Metazoa; Chordata; Mammalia; Rodentia; Cricetidae
Product: estradiol 17 beta-dehydrogenase 5
Exons: 9
Coding region: 1-972 (323 amino acids)
Biological process (GO): progesterone metabolic process; daunorubicin metabolic process; doxorubicin metabolic process
Cellular component (GO): cytosol
Molecular function (GO): aldose reductase (NADPH) activity; bile acid binding; ketosteroid monooxygenase activity
Source: RefSeq, a predicted model, not a curated record